Solanum pennellii is the source of this 312-nucleotide messenger RNA. RefSeq lists its product as uncharacterized. The transcript has 2 exons. The record is from RefSeq and is a predicted model, not a curated record. Lineage: Eukaryota; Viridiplantae; Streptophyta; Magnoliopsida; Solanales; Solanaceae. Bases 1 to 312 code for a protein of 103 amino acids.
AUGAAUGGAAGAGCCUCUUCCAAGAAUAUUGUAACGUGGGUUCAUCCUUUUGAAAGUUUUACUAUGGAUAAUAAUUGCUUUAAGGAAAUGGGUGAAUUUAGAGAAUGGGUGAAUGAAGGUCGCAGACCACGCAACAAGGAUCGUGAAAUUUAUGUUGCACUGUUUGCGAAAAGAUUCAUAUGUGAUAGCAAUGUGGUUGACAAUGAAUGUGAUGUCAAUACACAUCACAUCAAGUUUGACUCGUUGUUGUGGAAGUAUGGCAAGAUGAAACUUGAGAAACAUAUUACAAACAGUGAAUCUGAAUCAUCGUGA